Molecule: messenger RNA, 480 nt
Organism: Trichoderma citrinoviride
Lineage: Eukaryota; Fungi; Ascomycota; Sordariomycetes; Hypocreales; Hypocreaceae
Exons: 3
Coding region: 1-480 (159 amino acids)
Biological process (GO): RNA catabolic process
Cellular component (GO): ribonuclease H2 complex
Source: RefSeq, a predicted model, not a curated record
AUGUCUGAACAAGCAAUGCUCGAGAUCCGAACAGACGAGGCGGCGACGGGCAGAGGCAUCGUCAACCUGCUUCCCUGCCGUGUCCAGCACACCGGCCCAACCGGGCCAUCUUCAGCUUACUGGAAUCCCACUGUAGAUGAGAACGACAUCAGGACUGCCUAUCUUCGGGGCAGGAGGCUUCAGGGGAAGACGGUAUCACUACCCGCAGACUACCGAGGCGUUGUUCUUCAGCGAAAAGACGAUGCGCCGGAACCCGCUGAACAGCCAGACGUCGUCAUGAUUGGAGAAGAUGGAGAUGAAGGAUCGGCUCCCAGGCUGGGAACGAUGCACGUCGUGACGGAAUUCGACAAGUUGGUUGUAUGGUCGCAUGAUGCCGUUGCUGAUGCUUCGUCUGAUCCGUACCUGAGAAGCGUGGAGUGGUUCAAGGUGGCGGAUAGUAUACAUUCUUACGGAGUGGAGGACAAGGGAGACGCCAAAUGA